Messenger RNA from Arvicola amphibius (Eurasian water vole), 3809 nucleotides. It is a transcript of the gene Nprl3, whose product is annotated as NPR3 like, GATOR1 complex subunit. Gene Ontology annotation, cellular component: GATOR1 complex. Gene Ontology annotation, biological process: TORC1 signaling; positive regulation of autophagy; negative regulation of TORC1 signaling. The coding region runs from base 110 to 1858 and encodes 582 amino acids. The record is from RefSeq and is a predicted model, not a curated record. Lineage: Eukaryota; Metazoa; Chordata; Mammalia; Rodentia; Cricetidae. The transcript is spliced from 14 exons.
UGGGUCCCGGCUGUGGCGCCGGCUUCCUCCGUGUCGGUGCGGGGCUGGUGCCUGGCUCCGGCUCCUGCCCUCAGUGUUUCCCUCAGGCCCCCGCCCCGACCCCCGCAGCAUGGGGGACAACACCAGCCCCAUCAGCGUGAUCCUGGUGAGCUCGGGCAGCAGGGGCAAUAAGCUGCUCUUCAGGUACCCCUUCCAGAGGAGCCAGGAGCACCCCGCGUCCCAGACAAGUAAACCACGCAGCAGAUACGCUGUCAACAAUACGGGUGAACAUGUUGAUGACCAGGAUGGUGACUCCAGCAAGCCAUGUCCUCCAACCGAUGAGCAAUUGGUUGCAGGGUUCUCGGAUGUUAUUCUGGCAACAAUUUUGGCAACCAAGUCUGAAAUGUGUGGCCAAAAAUUUGAACUGAAGAUUGAUAACGUACGGUUUGUUGGGCACCCGACACUGCUGCAGCAUGGUCUGGGGCAGGUCUCCAAAACAGACCCAUCUCCAAAGCGGGAAGCACCCACCAUGAUUCUUUUUAAUGUGGUGUUUGCACUGAGGGCAAAUGCUGACCCAUCAGUGAUAAACUGUCUACAUAACUUGUCCCGGCGCAUUGCCACUGUCCUGCAGCAUGAGGAGCGCCGCUGCCAAUACCUCACUCGAGAGGCCAAGCUGAUCCUAGCACUUCAGGAUGAGGUAUCUGCUAUGGCUGACGCAAAUGAAGGUCCUCAGUCCCCGUUCCACCACAUCCUGCCCAAGUGUAAGCUGGCUAGGGACCUCAAAGAAGCUUAUGACAGCCUCUGCACAUCUGGUGUGGUGCGGCUUCACAUUAACAGCUGGCUGGAAGUGAGUUUCUGUCUGCCCCACAAGAUCCACUAUGCAGCUUCAAGUCUGAUCCCUCCCGAGGCUAUUGAGCGGAGCCUGAAAGCCAUCCGCCCGUACCAUGCCUUGCUGCUACUUAGUGAUGAGAAGUCUCUGCUGGGUGAGCUUCCCAUUGACUGCUCUCCGGCUCUGGUGCGGGUCAUCAAGACCACAUCUGCUGUGAAGAACCUGCAGCAGCUAGCCCAGGACGCUGAUCUGGCCUUGCUGCAGGUCUUCCAGCUUGCAGCUCACCUGGUGUACUGGGGCAAGGCGGUCAUCAUCUACCCAUUGUGUGAGAACAACGUCUAUGUUCUGUCUCCCAAUGCCAGUGUAUGCCUGUACUCCCCGCUGGCUGAGCAGUUCUCCCGCCAGUUCCCGUCCCAUGACCUGCCAUCCAUCCUGGCUAAGUUUUCCUUGCCUGUUUCUUUGUCGGAGUUCAGGAGCCCUCUGGCUCCCCCUGCACAGGAGACCCAGCUCAUCCAGAUGGUGGUGUGGAUGCUGCAGCGCCGGCUCCUCAUCCAGCUGCACACCUACGUUUGUCUGAUGGCCUCACCCAGUGAAGAGGAGCCCCGACUGCGAGAGGAUGAUGUCCCCUUCACUGCCCGAGUUGGUGGCCGCAGCCUCAGCACGCCCAAUGCCCUAAGCUUCGGCUCCCCAACCAGCAGUGAUGACAUGACCCUUACCAGCCCCAGUAUGGACAACUCCAGUGCAGAGCUGCUCCCCAGUGGGGACUCGCCACUGAACAAGAGGAUGACAGAGAACCUGCUGGCUAGCCUCUCAGAGCAUGAGCGGGCUGCCAUCCUCAACGUGCCUGCGGCCCAAAACCCUGAGGACCUCCGCAUGUUUGCCAGGCUCCUUCACUACUUCCGUGGCCGUCACCAUCUGGAGGAGAUCAUGUACAAUGAGAACACACGGCGUUCCCAGCUGCUCACGCUCUUUGACAAGUUCCGCAGUGUGCUGGUGGUGACCACCCAUGAGGACCCUGUCAUUGCUGUCUUCCAAGCACUGCUCACAUGAGCCCAGGCAGCCUGCCCAGUGGGAAUGGGAACUAGCUUACUCCCUGCCCAGGGCUCCUGACUGGCCUUAGGAGGAUGGGCAGCUCCAGUCUGGCAGAACCGGUUCUUGUUCCCGCUGUCCAUCUGGUCAGAAGUAGCUAUGGGGCAACCACUGCUGGCUGGACUUUUCUUUUCUUUCUUUUUUUUGAGACAAAGUUUUAUGUAGCCUAGACCUCACAUGUGCUAGGUAGCCAAGGAUGACUUUGAACUCCUGAUCUUCUUGCCUCUGUCCCCAUAUGCUAGGAUUACAGGCAGUACCACCAAUGUUACUUUAAAAAAUAUUUAUUUUUAUUUAUGGUUUUGUAUGUGUGGGUCCCCAGAGGUCAGAAGAAAGCAUACCCUGGAGCUAGAGUUAGAGGUUGUAAGCCCCUGGGUGUGGAGCUGAGAAUGGAACUCUAGAAGAGCAGGAGGCUUUCAACCAUUGCCAUCUCUUCAGUCUGGUCCUUACAGCAUCUUAACAUCGCUGAGCCGGAGGUUUUCCAGGAUGUGUCUCUGAAGUUCAAGUCUUUCACACACACACAGGUUGUGUCUUUCUGACCCCUUUCCCAACCUGCCCCUUCUGCAGCCAUCCUUGAGAGUGUCCAGAAACUCAUUUAACUCAUUCCUGCUCCUAGGUGUAUAUGCCCAUACACUGAUGAUUCUCCCCUCUCCAGUGCCAUACAUAUGGGGUUCCCAGGUUUCCUGACCCAGAUGAAGAAUUAACUUCAUGCACACAAAUUCUGGCUGAGACUUGGACAGUUCCCACAAACAAGAUAUUUAUUCUACUUUUAAAAAAUAAAAAAGCCCAUCAGGCUGUUUCCUGAGGCUGAUACAUCUGUUCAGCCACUCUGUCAACCACACUGACCCACGGGCUGCCCUGGAUAUAGAAGCGCAGGGGCUUCUGGGUCCACUCCCCUGCAUGACCAAUGCCUAUGCGAGCUGCUGCCACCACAGCUGGGCUGCUGGACUCCACAGGGCCACGCUCCAGCCACACAGCCUCAUCUUGGGCCAGGUCUCGCUGAUCAAAACUCUUAUCAAUGGCCAGGGCCUGGCACAGCUUGGACGGACCACUGCAGAGCUCACGGUCCUUGAGUGUACGGCCAGCAGUGCUUUUCCGGAGGUUGUCGCGAAGCUGCCGCAUGGUCUCCAGGCCCUCCAGGGGCUCUAGUGCUCGUAACAGGACACAAGCCCCAGCCCCUGUGGGACAGACAGACAGCCUGGAAGUAAACUUUCAGAGCUCUUGCACAUACGCAGUGUGGCAGUGGUGCUGCCGUCCUGCACGUGUAACCUGUAUCUACUGCAUCCAGACAUGCAGACACCUCUGCACUCUCUUCCCUGUAGCACCAACACCUCUGGAGCAUAAGGGACGCCAUUCUACUAGAAAAUGGUAAGUCAAGAAAGACUAGAAGGUGCAGUCCCUUGAAUCUCGCCUCCCAUGCUGUACCUAGCUCACCAACUGGAACCGCCUCUGCCAUUUCAGGGAGAAGCAGGACACAGAAUUUCUGUGAGUGCAGGGCACGUGAUCCCUACUCUCAGCUCCCAGGGCUGCUUUAUCGUCCCGCCCUAUCCUGGCUCCCUCUCAUCUUCAUGCAAACACCUUUGACUUCCAUGUCCUUGCCUAACUCCAAGUGCAGGUGAUAUCUGUGUCCCUAGCCUCUACUCAACAUGAAUGACCCUCACCAAUACCAUGUACACCCUUGUGGGAAUUUGCCUCCAACCUGGAUGUUCUUGGGGUGUUUUCAGUUACAUGUUCACCCUUGCCUCUGCCUUGUUCACCAUGUCUCAGGAGCCUGCAUUUCCCCCCUCAGAGACUAUAGCACUAACCAUCUCUGGUUUUGUUUCCUUAGUUCAGCCACACUAGCGGGGUUGGUUCUGUCCAAGAAGGCUUCUGUCAUUUUUCUCUCUCUUUAAUUAAAAAAAGAAGUGUAUUGAAA